UCGCUGCCUCGCCCGUUCGUCGCCAGCCUUGCCCGGGCCUCCCCUAAAUAUUAUUCCUGGUCCUCCUCUCGCCUGUCUCCCCAUCCUCAUUCCCCUUCUCCAGACCUACAACCACCUUCUACUCCUCUUCUUCAUCAUGGACAAGUCCCUCAAACGUCCGUUCGAGUUCGAGUCCGACUCCACCGACCGCAUCUUCGACUUUGCCUUCUCUGAGUCGCCCUCUGCUCUCUCCACCCCUGAGCUCGACUACUCGCCUUCCUCCAAGCGCUUCCGUUCCGACUUCCCGACCUUUGACGACUCUCUCGACCCUGUCUCCUCUCCCGAAGACACCAGCGACUUGUUCAACCUCUUCACGCCCCCAUUGUCUGCCACCAACAGCCUCGAGCUGCUCGAGUUCCCCUUUGACGCCCCCGUCAUCACCUCUGACGUCGACUCCGCCGUCGCCAUGUUUGGCAAGUCGACCGACGACGAAGGCAUGACCGCUGACGACGAGGCCAAGUCUGUCCUGGCCGCGGCCCCUCUGUUCCCUCCCAUGCAGGCCGCCUCGUUCCUUCCCGCGACCAGCUAUCCUGCUGACGCCCCUGCCGCGGGCGAAUGGCACGAGCAUGCCGCCAUUCCGCAGCCUGCCGUCGCCUCCCGGCCGUCCCCGUCGGCGUCUCCCGUCCUCCCCAAGCAGCAUCGUCUGCACUCCUUCCACGGCCCCUCCCCUCUCUCUCACUCCUCCACCCCGUCUUCCUCCUCCGCUGCCGCUGCCGGCGCGUCUGCCAACGCCGACGCCCUGCUCGAGCAAUACCUCGACGUCAACAACGUCAUCGACAACACCAUCGCGCUCUCCAACGCAAAGUUCUGGAUCGACAGAUACAUGACCAUCCCCAUUUGCGGCUACCUCAACCGCGUCACCGCCGAGCGCGCGCUGCAAUACGACACCCCCAUGCCGGCUACCACCGUCGCCGGCAUCUCAAAGCCCAUCAAGCAGUCCUCCGCCAACCCCAAGAUCCCCACCAGCAACGGUGCCGCGCAAGCCCAGAUGAACAACAGCAACAGCAACUACCGACGACGGAACGUGUCUUCGCUGAAGCGCACUGCCUCCGCGCCGACUGUUUACGGGCUUAAGCGGAGGAGUUUCUUCAUGGGAAAGGGAAAGGAAAUGGUUGGCUUGGGUGUUAUGGUUGGGGACAUGCUCUUGUAGUGUGUUUUAAUCUUCUUUUUUCAUUUUUUGAGUGUUAAUUCUGCUUUAUGUUUUGUUUCUGCAAAGGUGUUGUGAUUUCGGGAUUUUUUUCUUUCAAA
Molecule: messenger RNA, 1287 nt
Organism: Myxozyma melibiosi
Lineage: Eukaryota; Fungi; Ascomycota; Lipomycetes; Lipomycetales; Lipomycetaceae
Exons: 2
Coding region: 137-1189 (350 amino acids)
Source: RefSeq, a predicted model, not a curated record